AUGUCGAGUUCGAUGAGUUCGAAGUGGAGGUGGGGGCGAAGGUAUUCGACGUGGGGGUGGAGGUGGGGGCGAAGGUCGAGAAGGUCCAAAUUAAGGUUAAGCUCCAAUAAUAAUAAUAAUUUAUAUUUACCGGAGGAGUUGUUGGAAGAGAUCCUGUCAUGGCUUCCAGUUAAAUCAUUAUUUCGUUUCAUGUGCGUUCAAAAGUCAUGGUCUACUCUUUUCCGAAACCCAACUUUCAUUGCCAAACACCUUCUUCACCAUCAAACAAAAACAGAAAAUCCAAGUAUUUUGGUCAUGAGCUCUGAUUCAACAGGAUAUGGCUUCUCUCAGCACCCUUAUCCUGAUGAUGAUGCUGUACGUAUUGUGGACUUUUCAAAGGACUUGUGCUUGACCGUACUUCGUCGACAUACAUAUAUCAACCUGUUUAGUUGCAUCAAUGGUAUUAUUUGCAUUGGUUGCUCCGAUGUAUUUGCCUUAUGGAAUCCAGCAAUCAGAGAACGUAAGAUCAUUCGUUGUCCCCCACUUCCCCAGCGUCCUUUUUUUCCUCCAUAUAACUAUACAACACUUUUUGCAUUUGGUUAUGAUCAAUAUUCUAGUGAUUACAAGGUGGUUAGAAUUGUCACUUACAAAAAGAAUUCUCCACCUACCCAGAAUUCACUCUUCACAGACUACUACAAUUUUUUUCAUGUUUACUCCCUAAAUGCUGAUUCCUGGACCCAAGUAAUUGACACCACUAUUCAUCGUUCAAACCUUUGGUUGCUUUCUAAUUAUGCAAUUUACUUCAAUGGUGUUAAUCAUUGGCUCGGUUUCUUUGACAACGGCCACAUAAAUGAACUUGGGCGGAAUCGUGAUUUUGAGAUAAUUCUAUCCUUCGACAUGAGUCGUGUGGUGUUUCGAAUAAUGAAGUUGCCAGAUGAGGUGUUUCGAAAACUAAGGUACCCUGUGGACAGUGUUUCAAGUAUGCAGAGACACAAAGUUUUUUCUGUGUUCAAUGAUUGCCUUGCUUUUAUUUUUUAUAAGAUGGGUACUAUGACAGAGAAAUACUUUGAUAUAUGGGUGAUGCGUGAAUAUGGGGUUGAGGAUUCUUGGACCAAACAACUUGUUGUGGGACCCUUGUUAGGAAUUCACAGGCCCCUAAAAUUUUCCAAGAAUGGAAUGCUUCUCCUUCUUGGUGACGAUGGCGCAAUAGUCUUGUAUAACAUUGGUUCUAAAGAAAUUAGGAACCUUCAAAUUCCAGAGUUUCCGAGAUCAUUCAUCCCAAGAGAAGCUAUGGUGUAUGUUGAGAGCCUAGUUUCACUCAAGGGUGCCUGA
Quercus lobata is the source of this 1311-nucleotide messenger RNA. RefSeq names its product F-box/kelch-repeat protein At3g06240-like. The transcript has a single exon. Gene Ontology annotation, molecular function: protein binding. Lineage: Eukaryota; Viridiplantae; Streptophyta; Magnoliopsida; Fagales; Fagaceae. The record is from RefSeq and is a predicted model, not a curated record. The coding region runs from base 1 to 1311 and encodes 436 amino acids.